ACUCAUCGGCAACGCAUGGCAAUCUUAUAAUCUUAUUACUUGCAAUAUUACACUGCUAUCAAACUCUCCGGUGUCUACUGGUUCAUACUUCAUAGUUUGAUUGAUCAUAAUUAUUUUUCAAGUAUUAUCUAAGGAAUCUUGGUUUAUGAAAAGAAGGUCAAAAGUCCACUUGACUGCACUAAUAGCCAGGCUGGGCGCAAACUGCCAUUUUAUAUAAAGAGUCUUUCUUCAGCAAGCUUGGUAUUUGAUUUAUAUAUUGGCUAGCUAGUUUCAGUUACUCAUGAAGUUAGUUAAUUGUCAGUAUACUGUUUUGUGACUUUGUCCGUGUUUGUUUAUUCCAAAUUUUGGCCAUUGAUUAAUUUACAUAUAAAUAUUCCUUGAUCAUAUCCCAUCUCGUAAUCCCUGCCCCAGCAUUCACAUCUAUAUAAACCCAACAAUCCCAUCAGCCUUUUUAUUCAUCAUCAGAAACCACUGAUCAACUCUUUUCUCCCAUCAACGGGAGCAAUCUAGCUAGUUCCCGGGCUGCAGAUUAAUUAUGGAUGAAUAUCGUACGUGCAUCAUAUUUGUAGUCCUUCUUGCCAUUUCACAGACUGUGAAGAGUUCUGGUAAUGGGUGGACAAAUGCUCACGCCACUUUCUAUGGAGGCAGUGAUGCUUCAGGGACAAUGGGUGGGGCUUGUGGUUAUGGAAAUCUUUAUAGCCAGGGGUAUGGAACAAACACAGCUGCACUCAGUACUGCUUUGUUCAAUAAUGGGUUGAGUUGUGGAGGUUGCUAUGAGAUUAAAUGUGUGAAUGACAAACAAUGGUGCUUACCAGGAUCCAUAGUAGUAACUGCAACUAAUUUCUGCCCACCCAACGGCGCUCUUCCUAAUAACGCUGGGGGCUGGUGCAAUCCUCCAUUGCGUCAUUUUGAUCUAUCUCAGCCUGUUUUUCAACACAUUGCUCAAUCCAAAGCCGGAAUUAUCCCUGUGCAAUACAGAAGGGUUGGUUGUAGCAAGAAGGGUGGAAUCAGAUUUACAAUCAAUGGGCACUCCUACUUCAAUCUGGUGCUUAUAACCAAUGUGGGUGGAGCUGGUGAUCUAGUGAGUGUGUCUAUUAAAGGUUCGAAAAGUGGCAACGGUUGGAUGGCCAUGUCCCGGAACUGGGGUCAGAAUUGGCAAAGCAACUCCUAUCUUAAUGGCCAAGCCCUUUCUUUCAAGGUUACAACCAGUGAUGGACGCUCUCUUGUCUCCAACAAUGUGGCUCCUCCCAACUGGUCUUUUGGUCAAACCUACACUGGAGGCCAGUUCUAAGAUUUUAGCUCCUUGGUUAACUUCUGAUGAAUUAAUCCAAAACUAACUUGAUCCUCUGUCAUUGUUGAUAUAUUUUGGGUCUUUCUAGUGGUGCUCAAUAAUACACAAGGCACGCAACUGGAUCUGAGCAAGCCUAGCUAGCUGCUAGCUAAUACAUCUUGUUUUUUUUUUCAUGGACAUUGGCUGAGGUGAACAAAGGUGGACACCCGGCCGCUCGAUGAGUGGUUUCUAUGAAUUCUGUUAGUCGACUUGCUUUCUUAAGGAGAUGAGAGACAGGGAUAUAUAUAUAUAUAUAUAUAUAUAUAUAUAUAUAUAUAGUCCGGCUACGGUGCGGACGUCUGUACCGUGCGGACGGUACGGAUUUCCCGUUUUCCCCCACUUUCCGAUCACAUUUUCACAU
Messenger RNA from Rosa rugosa (rugosa rose), 1691 nucleotides. RefSeq names its product expansin-A1-like. The record is from RefSeq and is a predicted model, not a curated record. The transcript is spliced from 3 exons. NCBI's taxonomy places the organism in Eukaryota, Viridiplantae, Streptophyta, Magnoliopsida, Rosales, Rosaceae. Bases 536 to 1291 code for a protein of 251 amino acids. Gene Ontology annotation, biological process: plant-type cell wall organization. Gene Ontology annotation, cellular component: extracellular region.